Stomoxys calcitrans (stable fly) is the source of this 2446-nucleotide messenger RNA. Its product is annotated as O-glucosyltransferase rumi. Bases 941 to 2242 code for a protein of 433 amino acids. Gene Ontology annotation, molecular function: UDP-xylosyltransferase activity; UDP-glucosyltransferase activity. Gene Ontology annotation, cellular component: endomembrane system. The transcript is spliced from 2 exons. Gene Ontology annotation, biological process: positive regulation of Notch signaling pathway; protein O-linked glycosylation. The record is from RefSeq and is a predicted model, not a curated record. Lineage: Eukaryota; Metazoa; Arthropoda; Insecta; Diptera; Muscidae.
AAUUUUUUGGAGUCUAUGUUUUAAGUAUAUUGGAUAAUUGCACUAAUAAUUGGUAACCUUUUGUUGUUUUUGUUCAGGAGAUCACCGAGCGCAGUGGUUAGCAUUUCCGCCUAUCAUGCACGCUGAGCGCCUGGGUUCGAAUAAUAACAAGAACAUCAGGCAAACAUUUUUCAAUGGUGUUUAUGAGGUUUGUGAAGUACUAUGCCAUGUUAAACUUGUCUCCAAAAAAGUGAUGCACUGUGGCACGACGUUUGCAUUCGGCUUAAACUUGAAUUAAACAGCACUCAUUAAUAUGUGUGUGAUAAGUUUGCCCCUAUUUCUUAAUGGAAUAUUCAUGGGCAAAUUGAUAUCGGUGAUAACCCAGUAUAAAUUGUACUGAUAUUCUCUCCAGAAUAUAUUACUUGCACUGGAUAGGACUAAUAUAAAACACAGCAAUAGUUGUUGUAGCAGUGUGUUGUACACUGAGGCGGCAGCCCUUUCCAAUAAAGGACGCGAAACAAUUAAAGGUGGUCUCAUUUGUACAACAACCACAUCAUAUGGUGCAUCUUGUCAACAAGUUGAUCGUACUUUUGCCAACACACGCAAAAAAACUUGUGUGCGUGUGUGGAUACGUGUGCAUACAUGAGCAGAGAAUAUACGAGAAAGAAGAUAACAACUAAGAGAGUGCAAACAAAAAUCGGUCAUCAUAAGACUGUCAAAACUGGGCAGCUGUUACCACCUUUUUAAUUCGCCUUGGACUCUUUCGAUUCAAUCCAGUACGUACAACCGGCUGCCAUAGGAUAGAGCAAUUAUUGUAAUACGUAUCAUCAAAUGUGAACAGGCAAUGUAAUUCAGAGCUACCAGAACACGGUGUUGGUUAACGUUAAAAUGCAAAAUGCAAUGAGUUUUAUGUAAGGGGUUGGUGGCGGAAGGGUGAAGUUUAAGCAGCUGAUCCCCCACAAUGCGGAUUAUUUUCUUAUUUUGCUUUUUAAUUGUAAUAGCAUUAAAGUUGUCAGCGGCACAGAACAAUCAGCCAAACGAUGUCCAAGCAACAGGGAUGUGUGCGAAAGAAGCUACAGAUGAAUGCCACAACGGCAAUGAAGCUCAGCCUGAAUCAAAUAAUGGCAACAGUGACAGAGUUUCUCUCCAUGUUCUUUCAAAGAUUGAGAGGGCUAGGAAUAAAUAUAAACCUUGCUCCCACGAACCGCAGGAUCCAAAAUGUGAAUGUCAUAAAAAGGUGUGGCAAAAAGACUUGGAAGUAUUCAAAGCGGCGGGCAUAACGAGACAAAAUAUUCAAGAUGCCUUAAAAUAUGGCACAGCAUAUAAAAUUUUGAGCCAUAAAUUAUAUAGGCAAAGUGACUGUUACUUUCCCGCUCGUUGUGAAGGCAUUGAGUAUUUCCUGUUGAAAUUAUUACCCUUUCUGCCCGAUAUGGACUUUGUGGUCAACACACGAGAUUACCCGCAAAUCAGUGCAAGAUUUAAUAAAAACCUCUUGCCGAUAUUCUCCUUUUCCAAAACUAGUGACUACAGUGACAUUAUGUAUCCCGCAUGGACAUUUUGGGCUGGUGGUCCUGCCAUAAAACUAUUUCCCACUGGCAUUGGACGUUGGGACUUGCAGCGCGAUAAAAUCUUCAAAGCCGCAUUAAAGUUUCCGUGGAAUAAGAAAAUGAAUAAAGGUUUUUUUAGAGGUUCUAGGACAUCACCAGAAAGAGAUUCAUUGAUACUGCUAUCACGCUCCCAACCCCAUUUAGUUAAUGCAAUGUAUACAAAAAAUCAAGCAUGGAAAUCACCCAAAGACACAUUGGGUGCAGAGCCAGCUCAGGAAGUUUCAUUCGAACAACAUUGCCAAUAUAAAUAUCUAUUCAAUUUUCGUGGUGUGGCCGCCUCAUUUCGUUUGAAACAUUUGUUUCUAUGCAAAUCAUUGGUAUUCCAUGUGGGCGAUGAGUGGUUAGAAUUUUUUUAUCCUGCCUUGAAACCAUGGAAACAUUAUGUGCCAUUGAAUAAAAAUCCUAGUGAAGCAGAUAUUAUACAAAUGCUAGAGUUUUUUAAGAAAAAUGAUGCCUUGGCACAAGAAAUUGCUGAAAAUGGCUAUGAAUUUAUUUGGAAUCACUUGAGAAUGGAAGAUGUCGAGUGUUAUUGGAGUAAUCUGUUGAAAAAUUAUGCAAAAUUUUUAAGGUAUCAAGUAAAAGAGGACAAAAGCAUGAUCGAGAUAAAAAGCGAACAUCAAAGUGAAGAAAAGCAAAAACGUUCUGAAGAACUUUGAGUAACAUUUGAUCGAAUACUUCAUUAAAGGCUAAAACUAUUAAGGAAAAUAUUUUGAGGACUACAUUCCAAUCUAGAAUUUUUCGUGGUAUGAAAUCUCAUAGAAAUAAGACUAUUUUCGGCUUAAGAAGCUUUGAUGAACUGUAACGGUAUUGUCUUCAAGUAUUUUUUUUAUAAUGGAGCAUUUACAAUCAAUUAUUUUUAA